UUUCUCAUCAGUCAAAUGCGCUGUAAUUAUGUAGUUAUUUCUCUAUUCACACCUACCCUCCAAAACUUGCUGUAAUUAUGUAGUUAUUUCUCUAUUCACACCUACCCUCCAAAACUUGCACAUAUAUAUUAUACGUUUAAUUGUUUCAUCAAAUUCUCUCAAAUCUCUUCCUUCAGUGGGUUUUUGUUUUUUUUCUAAUUGUUUGAUCAAAUUCUCUCUCAUUCCAAACAACCCAGUAAAAUAUUUUCUCAAAUCUCUUCCUUCCAUGGGGUUUGGAAUACUAUGUGCGCUUAUUUACUUAUGUUUCUUGGUAAACCAGUCUGUUUCAGAUCCCAGAGCUACAGAGGCGGCUCUGAUAUGUAGCAACAUAAGCGCAGCUUCGUCUGAUCGCCAAGUGUUUGUUGCAAACUUCUUGGCAGCCAUGGAGGCGUUGACUCCAUUAAUUGCCAACCAAGGAUACGGGGAUGUGGUGAAUGGGAGUGGUAACACAACAGUCUAUGCCUUUGGUGAGUGCAUGAAAGAUUUGUCUCAAAAUGAUUGCAAUCUUUGCUUUGCACAGUGCAAAACCUCAAUCCUCAGGUGCGUUCCAUUUCAGAAACUGACUCGUGGGGGUAGAAAUUUCUUUGAUGGAUGUUACUUGAGGUAUGAUGAUUAUAUGUUCUUCAAUGAAAGUUCGAGUUCGGUUGAUACGACUGUGUGUGGGAAUGGUAGUUUUGGUGGGAAUCAGACUCUGUUUAGGUCUAAUGUUGUUGAGUUGAUGAAGAAUUUGAGUGUGGAAGGGCCUAAGAACGAUGGGUUCUUUGUGGGUUCUGUGAAUAGAGGGAAUUUAUCCGUUUAUGGGUUGGCUCAGUGUUGGGAAUAUGUGAAUGGGAGUGCUUGUGAGCAUUGCUUGGCGAAAUCGGUGUCUAAUAUCAGUUCAUGCCUUCCAAUGGAGGGAGGGAGGGUGUUGAAUGCCGGUUGCUACAUGAGAUAUUCGACGCAGAAGUUCUAUAACAAUUCAGCAAGUGUUGCAUCUGAUGGAGAUGGAGGAGACAGCCGCCUUGCUGUUAUUCUGGCUUCAACUUCAGCUGCUUCUGCCUUUGUGUUGACGGUAGCGGCGGUUUUUUUCUUCAUGAGGAAAAAAGUUGUGAAGAAGAGGAGAGAGGAGAAGCAACUAGGUGCUUUAUUGGCCACUGUAAACAAGUCCAAACUCAAUAUUUCAUAUGAAACUCUUGAAAGGGCCACAAACUACUUUCAUGAUUCCAAUAAACUCGGUCAAGGUGGAUCUGGUUCAGUCUACAAAGGGAUUUUGCCGGACGGACAAACAGUUGCCGUAAAGAGGCUUUUCUUCAAUACCAAGCAAUGGGUGGAUCAUUUCUUUAAUGAGGUCAACUUGAUUAGUGACAUUCAUCACCCGAAUCUAGUAAAGUUGUUGGGAUGCAGUAUUACAGGCCCUGAAAGCCUUCUUGUUUAUGAAUAUGUGCCAAAUCAAAGCCUUCUCGACUACCUCUUCGUUAAAAAGAAUGUUCAGCCGCUUGGGUGGGAAGUGAGGUUUAAUAUUAUAUUGGGUACAGCUGAGGGCUUGGCCUAUCUUCAUGAGGAAUCGGAGUUGAGGAUCAUACACAGAGAUAUAAAGUUGAGCAAUGUACUUCUUGAUGAGAACUUGAUGCCAAAAAUUGCUGAUUUCGGGCUUGCAAGAUUAUUUCCAGAAGAUAAGACUCACAUCAGCACUGCCAUUGCUGGUACACUAGGUUAUAUGGCUCCAGAGUACAUAGUUCGUGGUAAAUUGACUGAGAAAGCAGAUGUAUACAGUUUUGGAGUUCUUUUAAUUGAAGUUGUCUGUGGGAAGAGGACCAAUUCUUUCUCUCAGAAUUCGUUCUCCAUCCUAGAAAUGGUCUGGAACCUGUAUGGAACAGGAAGGUUAUGUGAAGCAGUUGAUCCGUCGUUAGAUGGUAAAUAUCAAGCAGAGGCGGCAUCUACAUUACUUCAAGUAGGUCUACUUUGUGUACAAGCCUCCGCUGAACUGCGACCAUCUAUGUCAAUAGUUGUGAAAAUGCUUACCUCUAACCAUGAAAUUCCUCAGCCAAAACAGCCACCAUUUCUCAAUUCUAGUAGUACAGAAAUCAGUCCAUUCAGUCAAAAACGCGGAACGAACAAUUUUCAGCCCAGUUCUAACACCCAGUCUUCUGGUAAUAGCAUAUCAGAAAGCUGGAUAGAACCUAGAUGACAUCUUUUGUGUGUGUGUGUGUGUGUGUGUGUGUGUUUGUGUUUAUACAAGAUAGAAGAUAGAGCUAAAUGCUUACUGUAAAUUGAAUGUAAAACUAAAUUCUUUGACAAUGGCUUUGAGAUUAGUUUAGAAUGAAAUUGAAACAUCAAAAAUUUUGUAAGCCUUGCACUAAAACCAUUGUUUUUGUAUAACAAGUUGUAACAGUUAUGAAGCACCCACAACUUUUUUGUAUCGACUUUAGAUCAUCUAUGUUAAUGAUUUUAUUUAUUUGUUUUUCUCCUAA
This is a messenger RNA of Cornus florida, 2489 nucleotides long. Its product is annotated as cysteine-rich receptor-like protein kinase 3. NCBI's taxonomy places the organism in Eukaryota, Viridiplantae, Streptophyta, Magnoliopsida, Cornales, Cornaceae. The coding region runs from base 266 to 2206 and encodes 646 amino acids. The record is from RefSeq and is a predicted model, not a curated record. Gene Ontology annotation, molecular function: ATP binding; protein kinase activity. Gene Ontology annotation, biological process: protein phosphorylation. The transcript has 7 exons.